UAACGGCCAUACCGUGCUAGUACUAGCUAGCUACUGAAGCUAACCCGAGCUGGCUCUAAGGCUUCUCUCGACCAACGCAACAUUCACUGAGUCUGCAAGCGAAGCCUGUCAAAAUGAGCGCUGCCUCCUCCCAAAAAGUUGUCCUGAAAAGCACCACCAAAGUGUCCCUGAAUGAGCGCUUCACUAACAUGCUGAAGAACAAGCAGCCCACUGCAGUUAGCAUUCGAGCCACCAUGCAACAGCAGCAUUUGGCCAGUGCCCGCAAUCGCCGGCUGGCCCAGCAGAUGGAGAACCGGCCCUCAGUGCAAGCUGCUCUGAAUCACAAACAGAGCCUGAAGCAGCGCCUGGGGAAGAGCAACAUCCAGGCCAGGCUGGGCCGGCCCGUCGGGGCUCUAAUGCGUGGAGGAGCUGCUGGAGGCAGAGGAGGAAUGCGAGGGAUGACCAGGGGAGGCCUGCGAGGACGAGGCAGAGGAGGACUGAUGAGGGGCGCUCUGUCCCUGAGAGGGAAGCGAGUGUCUACAGGUGGGCCCAUGCGAGGCCGUGGCUCUGCUGGCCGUCUGGCGAUGCGUAGAGGAGGGCGUCACCGUGGAGGAGCCCCUGGCCGUGGUGGAGCUCUAUCCAGAGGAGCAGCACGAGGAGGAAUAGCCAGAGGACGCGGCGGGCUGCGCGGGCGUGGCGGUUUCGCCGGCCGAGGCGGUCGUGGCCGUGGGCGGGGCCGAGGUGUUGGCCGGCCCACUGUGACCCGCGAACAAUUGGACAACCAGCUGGACGCUUAUAUGUCAAAGACCAAAGGUCACCUGGACGCUGAGCUGGACGCCUACAUGGCACAGGCAGAUCCAGACAGUAUGGAGUGACCCUGAAGGACUCUGAAGGAUAAGCACAUGUAGACUUACUGCAGAACUGUACAGCUGAACUCACACAUACAGUGUAGUGUUGUGCACCAGAUUGUUGUGCGGAGAAAUAAUUGUUUAAUUUAGAUGAGAGCGGUGACAGUCCAGGAUUCUGAACGUUGGAACAGCAGAGUCACUGAAUGUGCUUCGACCACAACGCAAUUCUGCAUCAACCCUGUUCCUGCAAAACCCUUUUAAUUCUAGAAUAACUGUGUGAAGGGACCUUUUUAAACAUUAACAAACUCUGCUGUCUGUAAACUUUUAUGUUUUUUAUAUAUGAAAAACACAUGUUUUAAAUUUGGGACAGAUAUAAUGGUUUCAACCUGGUCAAUUAUCCUGUUGUGUUAACCUUCCUUUGUAACCAUAUUUGCAUUACAUCUUUUUUUUUUUAAACUUGUAUUAUAAAUUUUUUUGGGAUUAAUUUGUUGUCUUAUCUUGAAAACACUUUCAAUGCAAAACUUUUCUAAAUUAUUUGUUAAAAAAGAAUGUAAGCAAAGGGUUUCUAAGCCAAGUAUCCAUAUGUCUUUGUUUUUGUAUUUAAAGGAUGUAGUACUUUUGUUCUUCCAUUUGUCAGCAUUCUUCAGUGGGCUGUUGGCAUUAUUAAACUGUGUUUGACAGCAUUUGUGUAACACUACACAAAGCAAGUAAGAUGGGUUUUAAUGAAAACUGAAAUGGUGAUUUUCCCAAAUGUAUACAUUUUAAUGCCCUUGUGUAAAAGGUUGACCACAAAUCAAAUUGAGUUUCAAUGUGAUGUUUAUCUCAACAUGAAUAAUUAAAUUAGCCAGUGAUGGCAAAUUCCCAAAACAUGAGCUCAAAUUUGAUCCUUCUCUAGUGGACAUGGAUAGACGAGGUCCUCACUUUAUGGAGUAAAUGAUAGCAAGAGUAACUUUCUCUCCUGCUCUGAUCCAAGUCAACAAAUCACAGCUUCAAAGAUGAAGAUAAGGAUGUUCUCUGACACCCAGGCUGAUCUGUUUGUCUUCACUUUGAAGCUGCACACACUCGGCUUGCUUUGUGUUUAAUAGGAGGCAGAUUUGAGAGUCUGGGGCCUUUGCAUUGAGCCUUACCCAACGCUGUUUUAAACAAGCAUUCAGUGUGUGGAUCACCCCCAUCGAUAUUGCACAUUGUCAGUAGACAGAAUGUGUUGGUGCCUCACCAGGCACGAUUUUACAGAUACUCUCUGAAUCAUCUGGUGAAUGAAAAUCUGUCUACCCACAACUCUCAGAAGAGUCUAGUGUAGACAUUUAGUGGUAAUACAUGGGAGUACACUACACAAACUACAAUAAUCCAGUGAUCAGUUUUAGCACGCGUCAAUUUGUCGUAGUUAAUGUAAAAUACACUGGACAAAAGCUAGGCUAGUGAUGGCUAAUAAUGUAAUUUUACUUUAACAACUAUAUCACUUAUUAGGAAUAUGUUAACCCAAGCUGCAGGUGUAAAUAUAAAAGCACUCAGAGCUGCGUCUUUUGCUUCGGGGUCAUCUUCAUCAUGGUCUGGGUGCAUGUCCGGGGCUUCAUCUGUUUUGAGACAACAGCCCAGUUGGUGACAGGACGAAACCCGGAAAUUACAGAAUUACAGGAAUUAGUCUGGACAUGUAUUUUUAUCCUGCGUCAGGACGUUUCAGCAGAUCAUUUAGUUUCUAGGCUCGUUGAAUCGUUUCUUUUCUAACUCACCUCAUUAACAAAAUAGUGGCUGUGACAAUCUUCUACAUCAAACAAAAAAGCAGAUACACUGUAGUGCAGAUAAGCAUACAAUGUAAUGUAAAGGUAAACUAAGGGUGGGAAAGAGCCGCAUCUCGCGAACUGCGCCAGUGUACCCUGUGCGUCUUUCGUCUUUGCCAUGGACAGCCGUGUGCUGUGUAUGCCACUAACAUACAAUACAAAACUCAGAAUCUCCUUAAAUAACAACAUGUGUGACAGGGACGUAUCCAAAGACAGAUACAUUAAGAAAAGUGCGUGAAUAUGAGCAAGAGAUCAUUUUGACAUGGACUACUUGACAUAAGGCAGAACAGUCAGAGUUCUUUCCGACGUUGUCCUUGGUAGCGCGAAGGCUUCUGGAAGAGAGCGCGCAGAACAGAUGGCAGUUGGACGAAGAAAGCAGCUGCUACCCUUGUUGCCACGUCGUUUGGUCAAGAAAUGGAGAAUCACCUGAGAAAUGGGUUUUAUAAAGCUGCUCAAACCAGCAGCAAGUAUCUACAACUGGCUGAUAAGGUGAUGACCUCAUUGCUGGGAGUGUGAUGUGGAAGAGCCCUUGCAGUAUGUGCUGCCCCUCUGGGACAUGAGGUGCAGGUGCAGGAGCAGACCACCAGCCAGCAGGGUUUCUGCUGCAGCCUCCCCUCCUUGCCUCUCUGCACUGAGGCAACAGCAUGGAAGUACAAAGGGUUUGCACUGCAGUAAGAGCCUCCUUAUCCCAAGGCUUCAGCAGGGAUUCAACAAUAAGAGGUCACACUGAUGACAGAAUCAUGAGUCUUAUGGACUUCCAACAGUGGUUUGUGCAGUAGAGCAGAGCCUCCUUUACCCAGCCUCCAUCCAGCCUGAUGUAACACAGAUUGCUGAACCAUCCUGGAGACAUCCAUGAGGACUGUCAGCAGCCCUUCACUAAGCAGCAGAUUGACGCAGAGCUCUGGGACCAGCUGACAACACUGAUCAGUACUUUGAUAUGCUGUCACUUGCUUUGUAAUUAUCACAUUUGUAAAAACAGGUGUGUUUACUGCAUCAGAUUUUGUUUGUUUUCUACUCUGUGCUCAAUAAAAAAAAAUCAGUGACUCAA
This is a messenger RNA of Thunnus maccoyii (southern bluefin tuna), 3653 nucleotides long. RefSeq names its product chromatin target of PRMT1a (gene chtopa). The coding region runs from base 114 to 854 and encodes 246 amino acids. NCBI's taxonomy places the organism in Eukaryota, Metazoa, Chordata, Actinopteri, Scombriformes, Scombridae. The record is from RefSeq and is a predicted model, not a curated record. The transcript has 16 exons.